CCUCCUGCACCCCCUCUGGCCUUCCCCUUUUCCUCUUCCUCCUCCUCCUUUUAGUCCCCUUACCCUUCUGAUCACACACCACAAUAUGGACAAUGGAUAUGCUUAGCUAACAUAGAACAGAGAUCUUCCCUAGAACAAGAAGAAGCUAGAGGAGCUAGCACAAGUUGGAGUAACACUACUUUAGAUCUUCAUUGCACUAGCAGCUGUUAUACUUGAUAUAUAUUGUGUACCACCAAUGCAAGUUACCAACCACACCAUCAGACCAGCUAGCAGAACAGCUGGAAGCUUCUAACUGUUCAUCCACUCGACCCAAUUCACUGCUGUUCAGUUAAUUUGGCUUUGCUACUGAAGCUAGCUCUUCUUCUAACUGUUCCAGAGAUGUUACCCCCUCCUCACCCAAAGAUCCCUCGCUAUCAUCACCAUGAUCAUGAUCAUGAUCAUCAUUGUGUCGUCGUCUCCCACCAAGAAUUAGAACGUCCUCCAUUCCCAAACAACCCUACUUUUGCUGCUGGCCUUGAGUACAUGCCGCCGUCCGCGUCGUCGUUGGACGAGCAGUUCUUCUUCCCCGCCGAGAUGUACCAGCAGCAGCAGCAACACCAGGAGACGUUGGAGGCGGUGCUCCGGCAGCAGGUGACCGCGGCGCCCCCGGCGGCGAUUCCGGAGCCGGGGAUUAAUGGGGCCGGGAGGAAGCGGCCGUUCAGGACGGACCGGCACAGCAAGAUCCGGACGGCCCAAGGGGUGCGCGACCGGCGGAUGCGGCUGUCGGUGGGCGUGGCCCGGGACUUCUUCGCGCUGCAGGACCUGCUGGGCUUCGACAAGGCCAGCAACACCGUCGACUGGCUGCUCACCCAGUCCAAGCCCGCCAUCGACCGCCUUUCCCUCUCCGACAGUAGUACUCCCCAGCAGGGGGUUCCUGCUGUUGCUGCUGCGAUAACGGGGAAGGAGAAAGGGGAGGCAGCAGCAGCAGCCACUGCGAGCUCCUCGACGAGCACUGGCUGUUUCAGGGAUGAGAGAGCGACCGAGAGGAUGGAAAGCAUAGGAGAUGUCAGCGGCGAUGGCGGCGAGAUGGACUGGUUCGCGUCAGGGGCGCCGGCGAUGGAGCAGCCCAUGGAAGGGUUGGACUACUACUACCAGUACUACCAGCUGGAGGAGAUGAUGAGAGCUGCCACAACAGAGGAUCAGUACUGAUGAUUAAGGUGAUUUCUUGUAUAUGCAAACAAUAUGUUCCAGUCCAAACGGUGAAGGCUUUGUUAUAUAUAUGGCUCUUAAUUUGAUUAAUUAGGCCUUCCUCUCCGUCAUGAUCCUAUGCAUGCUAUGUCUAGGUAUAUACAUUAUUAUGGUUCUAGUUAUUACAGGACUUGUGUAAAGUAUGUGUGAUAUAUAUAUCAACCCAGCGCGCCGAGACUAAAUUUUCGAGUAAAUCUUUAUGGUAUGAAUAUGAUCGAUCCUGU
Brachypodium distachyon (stiff brome) is the source of this 1451-nucleotide messenger RNA. RefSeq names its product transcription factor TB1. Bases 379 to 1188 code for a protein of 269 amino acids. Gene Ontology annotation, biological process: regulation of secondary shoot formation. Gene Ontology annotation, molecular function: DNA-binding transcription factor activity; sequence-specific DNA binding. Gene Ontology annotation, cellular component: nucleus. The transcript has a single exon. Lineage: Eukaryota; Viridiplantae; Streptophyta; Magnoliopsida; Poales; Poaceae. The record is from RefSeq and is a predicted model, not a curated record.